AUGGAUCGGAAUGGAAAAUUAAAAAAGAACAAAGGAGUUGACAAUGAUGAAGUUAUCAAGCAAAUAAUUAUUGAUAAUCUGGAUGUCACGGGUGGCUACAAAAGAGAAUCCAUCUACGAUACUCUCGCAUGGCACACAAUUAUUUUCCCAUUAACGAUAUUCCGAUACAUUAAAUGGACAGCACUUUGGUAUUGGAGAUUUGCAAUUCAAAAGGAGGAAUAUGAUGAUGACGCCAAGCUUUAUCUUAUUAGAAAGUACAUUGGAGUUUCACAAAUGGAAUUCGAUCAGAAGUACACUGAUGAAGACAUUGAUGAUCUUUUUGAACGAGAAUGCUGGCUGAAAACAAAUUGUGCAACGUGGAAAGCCGAGCGAGACGCUGCGGAACAAGAAAAAAUGGCUCAAUCGGGUCGGUACAAAAGGUAUAAGAGAUAUAUGAAAAACGCGGGAACUAUUUCGUUUGUCGAUGAAGAUUAG
Caenorhabditis elegans is the source of this 474-nucleotide messenger RNA. RefSeq names its product Mariner Mos1 transposase (gene C47A4.1). Gene Ontology annotation, cellular component: membrane. Gene Ontology annotation, biological process: protein folding. The coding region runs from base 1 to 474 and encodes 157 amino acids. The transcript has a single exon. The record is from RefSeq and is marked reviewed. Lineage: Eukaryota; Metazoa; Nematoda; Chromadorea; Rhabditida; Rhabditidae.